AUGGCGCCCAAACUCGACGAAUACAUCAUACAGAUGCGGAAUCUCCACAAGAGGUAUGGUCUUUCGAAGAACGUGAUGCAGCUUUUCAAGGCCUUUGGUGAACAUCACCGAGGCGCAAGCAGCCCCGAGGCCUUGGGCCGAUGGCUUCGAAGCUCUCCACUUAUGAGGAAGGCAUGCACCGACACUAUCUCUUCUCUCGCCAAAGAAAUACAGAAGAAUCCCACGCCUGAUUGCAUCGCUGAGUGUGGUGAACUCAUCAGCAGUUGUACUGAAAUGCUAAAUCUUGCCAAUGAGUCCAAGCAGGGAACAAUACUGCCCUUCAUGAAGUUUCCCGCCGAGAUUCGAAGAAGUGUUUACCAGUACUACUUCAACAACCUCUUCACAUCGCAUCGACAGCACCAGCACAACACCAUCACCAUCAUCCGCCAACGUCCUCACAACUGUAUUUGCCUCGGUCACCAGAGCUACCAAACCGGCUUAGCUCGUCGGCUUCAGAUGGAUCUAAUCAUCACUUGUACACAGAUCAAGGAUGAGGUCCUUGCUUUGUGGUUCGAGGGCUAUGUUUUCCACUUCGCUUGUGGUUGUGAGCUUAAGAGCAGCCUGCAAACAAACAGCAGUCUAAGCAACAACCUCAAGAAUGUCAAGAUCCACUGGACAGGACAAGAGUCUGCCGAGGCCUUCAUCCUCCUGAGAAAAGUCGCCACACUCAAGAGCCUCGUCGUCGUCAUCUCAAAGUCAACUACCAAUACUCAGUCCGAGAAAGAGAGAUUGCUUCGGAGGUACUUCACCCAGAAAGGCCAGACGAGAGUGUCAGAGGCCUUGGGCUUCGACGAGCUGAUGGAGUUCCGUGGGCUCGAGCAUGUCGGCGUCGAGCAUGUGCAGAAGAGCCAGGCAUUUCGCCGCUCGGAGGAGGACCGAAACGGGCUUGAAAAGCUGCUGAAGUUUGUAGCACUGGACGACUAA
This is a messenger RNA of Diaporthe amygdali, 963 nucleotides long. RefSeq lists its product as uncharacterized. Bases 1 to 963 code for a protein of 320 amino acids. Lineage: Eukaryota; Fungi; Ascomycota; Sordariomycetes; Diaporthales; Diaporthaceae. The record is from RefSeq and is a predicted model, not a curated record. The transcript is spliced from 3 exons.